CAUUUUGUUGCCCGUUAUAUAGCCGUCCCCCGCUCCUCCGCACGUCCUUAUACUUCUCCUACAGCGCACGGUCGCUGUUCAGAUCGUUCAACUCGACCCGCAUCUUGCACGAUCCCCAGUACGAUGCCCGACAUGGUCACCCUCGGACACCCCACACAGCACUCCUUCAACCCGUACACGGACAACGGCGGCACCGUGCUUGCCAUUGCUGGAUCGGACUUCAGUGUCAUCGCGGGCGACACGCGACAGAGCGAGGGGUACAACAUCCAGACGCGUUAUGCACCCAAGGUGCACAGAUUAACGAACAAGGCCGUGCUCGCGGUCACCGGCUUUGCAGCCGAUGGGAACACCUUCGUGAAGAAGUUGAAGCAGCGGCUCGAGUGGUACCAUCACGCGCACGCGAAGAACAUGCCUCUACAGGCGGUUGCGCGUCUCAUUCAGACGAUGCUCUACGGCCGACGCUUCUUCCCAUUCUAUGUCUACAUCAUCCUCGGCGGCAUCGAGGAAGACGGUACGCGUCACCGCUCAUCACGCUCGCACACCCACCGACCGACCUUUUUCCUUUUUCCAGGCAGCGGAUCCGUGUACUCCUUCGACCCCGUGGGCUCCUACGAGCGCGAGACGUGCCGCGCGGCCGGUGCAGCGCAGUCGCUCCUCCAGCCAUUUUUGGACAAUCAGAUCUACUUCAAGAACCAGAUCCCGCAACCGGGCACGACGCACCCUGCGCAUCUGCCGCUACCACACGUCCUCUCGCUCGUCAUCGACUCGUUCACAAGCGCGACGGAGCGCCAUAUCGAGGUUGGUGACGGGCUUGAGGUGUAUAUUGUGGUGGCCAAGGAUAGCCCAAACAUCCAGGGUGUCCAGGGCAUUCCGGGCUUGCAGGAGGCGACGUCAGCUGACGAGGGCGAACGCGUCUUCGUCGUCAGGCGGAAUCUCAAGCGAGACUAGGCGCGAAAUAAAGAACAAUUGUAUCGUUUGUGUCGUGACUGACAUUCCGACACGGCGCUCGCUGUGGCGACGACUCUCACAGCAUCGCAUGCCGUUUUGGACAGCGCGUCGGGCCCCUAUGUAUACAGGACUUCAUCCAGCCAUAAUGAUCAUGAUAUGUACCUAUAGACUAGACUCGAAC
This is a messenger RNA of Schizophyllum commune H4-8, 1129 nucleotides long. Its product is annotated as N-terminal nucleophile aminohydrolase. The coding region runs from base 124 to 948 and encodes 274 amino acids. Gene Ontology annotation, cellular component: proteasome core complex. The transcript is spliced from 5 exons. The record is from RefSeq and is a predicted model, not a curated record. NCBI's taxonomy places the organism in Eukaryota, Fungi, Basidiomycota, Agaricomycetes, Agaricales, Schizophyllaceae.